This is a messenger RNA of Crotalus tigris (Tiger rattlesnake), 1488 nucleotides long. It is a transcript of the gene VPS37D, whose product is annotated as VPS37D subunit of ESCRT-I. Gene Ontology annotation, biological process: protein targeting to membrane; protein targeting to vacuole; ubiquitin-dependent protein catabolic process via the multivesicular body sorting pathway. Gene Ontology annotation, cellular component: ESCRT I complex. The coding region runs from base 49 to 912 and encodes 287 amino acids. The record is from RefSeq and is a predicted model, not a curated record. The transcript has 4 exons. Lineage: Eukaryota; Metazoa; Chordata; Lepidosauria; Squamata; Viperidae.
GGAUCCCGCUCCUCCAGGUGCGGCCGCUCCGUCUGCUCCGUCCACAUCAUGGAGCGCGAUCGGGGCCCGCGGGCCUCGGCGGUAGAUCUGGGCUUCGGGGCGCUCAGCACCGCGCAACUCCGCGCCCUCAUGCGGGACGAAACCUGGCUCGAGCGCAUCGUCAAGCUAAGCAGGAAGUUCCAGAACCUGCAGCUGGAGCGGGAGGUGCACCUGGCUUCCAACUAUAACCUUGCCAAGCAAAAUUUGGGCUUGCAGCCUCGGCUAGAAAACGGCAAAGCUUCGCUCGCCAUCAAAUACCAGGAGUUGCAGGAGCUACGGGAAACCUGUCAUGACAAACAGCAGCGCUUGGGUGCGUGUAUGGCAAAGUGGACUCCAGAGAAUGCCCUGAGCAGGCUACAGGCUGAACUGGAGAACGUAGAGGCCAAAGUAGAGGAACAGAUGGAGCAGUUCCUAUGUUGGGAUCUCCCCAUCGAAUCCUUUGUGGAGUCUUUCCAGCACAGCCGCAUGCUCUCCCAUCUUCGUCGCACCCAGCUGGAGAAGCUGCAAGAGAUCCUGAAGGUGGAGAAGGCAAAAACUCCUGAAAAGCCAAGCCCGAGCUAUGAAGAGGAACAGCCUGCAGUCUCCCCAGCACUUCCAACUCCUCCUCCACCUUCGGCUCAAGUAGCCCCAGCUCAGAAUAAUGGGCCACCUCCUAAGGUCUUCCAGCUCCGCUUGGCACCGGCAUUCUUGAUCCCAUCGGAGGCUGUGCUCCCCAUGACGGCAGCCCCUCAGAAGUGCUGCCUGCCCACUCUGGCCACUUCGCACUCCACCGCUAACUUUGUGAGCUCUCCCUUGAGUCUGAUUGGGCACAUCCACUUGCCCCAGACCCACCUGCCUCACCAGCAGAAGAAGAAAGAGCCCCCACAUCGGUAGCUGCAACAGCACCAACAGGACAUUUUGACCAGAGCCUCUGACACCAGCUACAAUGGGCCAGAGUCUGAGGUGUGAUGCCAGCCUGCCAAGAACUCCACCUUCCCAGACUUGGUGGGAGUUGGGGGUGGGCGUAUGGCAGAGACCUGGCUCCCUUUUCUCUCUGGCUGCCAAAAUAAUUUAGAUUCCAUCUCCACUCCUCCCCUCGCCAUCCCCCACCUCCCCAGGCAGUUUGGUUGGCUGGGUUGAUCCAGUGUUACUAUAUGUAUAGGUGGCCAAGACCGCAGGGAGUUGUGCCCUGCCUCCCCCUUUCCCACUUGAGAAAUAAGGAAAGUUAUGACGCUUCUUCCCCCCCCCUUCUUUUUCGGGAGCCUGAAUUCACCAUCAUGCACUCAUUACGCCUAUCUCUCGAGGUAGGUGGGGGAAAACCUCUUGCAAACUGCUUGUUGCUUUUCUGGAUGCUGGGCGUGAUCAAUUUCAGGCAGGGCUAUCUCUAACCCCCUCCAGGCAGUCGGCCGGCUGAUCUUCUCUAUCGCACAAGGGACUCCAUUUCAGUAGCAAGUAGGAAGAGAACAUACA